AGGGCUGCUCCGGAGGCGGUGCUCGGAACGCUACCAGGAGGGCGACGCGGCGGUCGCAGCAAUGGGUGCUGGGCCUUCGGGGGUGCGCAUGGGGCUCGGGGAACGGCCGGGAGCGGCUGAAGAGACCGUCGCCGGGACUGGCCCUUGACGCUGAACUGCGGUGGGGUCCCCGCAGGCGCUGCGAGGGCCCUUGAGCGGGAGCGGGGAGCAUCGGAGGAACCGGGCCGCUGCCGGCCACUUCAGGGGUCCGCCUGACCGUUGGGUGGAUCGACAGUGCCGUGUGGGCACCUCUGGGGGUGGGGUGACCCUCCUGGCACGUUUCGGGGGCCGGGGCGCCUCCGCAGGGGCCGACGCACAUCCCAGGGGGGGCACCGCCGGGGCCCAGCGCUGCCUCGGCCAGCCCCCGGGCGCCCCUGGAUGGCUGAGCUGCCCUCUCGCCGGCCGCCCGGGCGCCGCAGCGGCUGAGCUCGCUGGAAUCGCCGGGCCGCCGCCGCCCUCGCCGCCCCCUGCAUGCCCGGCGCCCGGGUCGCGGCCCACCUGGACGCGCUGGGCCCCUUGGUCCCUUCCGUGCCGCCGCCCCUGCUGCCCUCUAUGUUCUACGUGGGCCUGUUCUUCGUCAAUGUGCUGAUCCUAUACUACGCCUUCCUCAUGGAGUACAUCGUCCUUAACGUGGGCCUCGUAUUCCUGCCCGAGGACAUGGACCAGGCGCUCGUGGACCUCGGCGUGCUCUCCGACCCCGGCUCGGGCCUCUACGAUGCCGACUCGGAGCUCGACGUCUUCGAUGGUUACUUGGAGUAGGCCUGGCUGCUGUCCCCCGCUCUCCCCACGACCCGCAACCCUCGGCCCGGACCGGAGCACGAACCAUGCCGCCGCUGCUGUUUGAGGGCACCGUCUGGCCAGGGAUGGGACUCCCAGGACGAGGCCCUCUUCGGCCUCCGAGGCCUGCCUGCUCCCCUCGAAAGCCCUGUGCCAACAGAGAGGUGCCCGUCCAGACCCAGGAUGGUGGGACAGAGAGAUUGAGACUGGGUGCCGAGGUCCGGAAGGCACGCGCCACUGCCCAAAGGGUAAGGCAGGGGCGCCCGGAGACCUUGCCCGCCUGCAGCGUCGCGCAAACGGCCUUGCCUUGGCUUCCGAGCUUUCGCCGUUGCAAUGGAUGUUUACAGGAACCCAGCCAGAGUCUGCCUCCCUGCUCUUCACCCCUGGCUGCAUCUGCUUCUCCCACUUAAUCUUCGGAGCGGACACUUCACACACAAAAGCGACUCCCAACUCUGUUUGGUGCCAGUGGAGCUCUAAGCCCAACGGGGUUUGGCCCGAGGCCGGGCUUAGAUGCAGCCAUUGUUUCAGAGAGUGACUCAGAGGAAAAGAAGAACACCUGGGGGACCGAGGGUGGGGUUUUGACUCAUUCAUUUCAAAUUGUUUGCUCUCCAUCAAGUUGCCAGAACUGAUACGUUGCACCGGGGACAGUGCUCCUCCAGCCAGAAAUAUUUUUCGAAAAAGUGAGUGGUAUGAAUACUUGACUUCGAUAAACCUGUAAAAGCAAUACUUAGGAGGCUAACUUCUUUCAAUUAAAAAAAUGUAUGCAACUCCAACCCCUGGGGCCCUGCGGGGGUGGGGGGUGUUUGUUUUGUUCUUUUCCUUUGAGAUUCCGGAAAGGAGUCCUUAUGGAGAACCUCAUGGUUGAGAAAGGGCAGAAGGGUCAGGGCCUCCCCAGUUGGAGAUCCAGUGGGGUUUGGAGAGUCUGUCCAAGCUGCGUUGGUGUCGGAGUCCCAACCCGGCCCCCUCCCGGCUUCCACGAGCCUGACAAGCAAGGGCCCACCUUGGUUGUGGAGGGAAAGUCGUGGUGGCCAAGCUGAAAAUCAGGCCUGAAUCCCAGAGCAGUCAGAGGUGGGGAUCCCCUGUGCUGGGCACAUGGUAGAUCCCCCCUAAAGAUGAGGGGAGUGGGCGGGUGAGGGAAGGAGCAAACGAACGACUGAAGUUGGGUCCACGUGCAGUAAUUCUCCCCGUUUGCAGAACAGCUGAUGCUUUUCAAAGUACCUUCACGUAUAUACUGUGUUGAACAAGGAAUGGGUGGUCAGCUCCAUUCUACAGGUGAGGAGACCAAAGUGUGGGAGAGGAAAGGUCCAGCAGAACUCAAGAGAAGGCAGUUACAUACCACCUGUCUUCAUGUGAUUCUAAGAAGGGUUGCUAAGGAAUGUGAACUGGAAGACAUUCAAGACAAAGGGGAGCAGGAGAAGGGAGACAUUUCUUUGGGAGAGAGGCCUGAGGGGAAAGGCAAGGGCUUAAAAGGGGCAUGGUCUUGAAGUCCACUGAACGUGGAAUCAUGCCGUCAAUGGACAGUGUGUCUCCAGACGUCAGCUGCCUUGAUUCCUCUGGGCCUCCCUUCUCCCACCCAGCAAAUGGGGAGCAAUUCCAGCAUUUGUCUGCAAUUCCGGUGCCUAUGCCUGCAGAGUGACCCUCCAGAGAAGUCAGAAGUGGAGUUUGUAUCUUGACUCCCUCUUUUACAGGAGUGUGACCUUAGGCAAGUCACAUCUGUGAAGUGGGGACAGUCAUUUACCCACCUCAUACGAUGGGUUUGUGUUAAUGACAAAGGUGCCCCUCUGGGCAGACACUGCUCCACACCAGGACUCACAGCUUGGCAAGCAGAGCCCAGACUGGAUUGCAGACCCCAUUUGCUCCCAUGUCCAGGCGCCUUGUGCACUGCACAGACUGCCCAACCACACCCGACAGCCCUGCCCAGGGAGUUUUUUAAACUUACUAGAAUGCAAGCUUUAACAGAGCAGGGACCUUGAGCAUUUUAUUGAGUACACCACGGUGUCACUAUAUAUUUGUGGCAUGAAUACAGCAAAUAAAGAAAGCAAAGUUUUGGUGAGAAUUAUUCGUUCAUUCCACAAACAUUUAUUGAGCCCUUACUAUGUGCAGGCCCCUUGCUGGGUGCAGAGGGUGCCUCUGCACAGCAGUGAACAAACAGGUUACCUGCGCUCUUGGAGCUCACAUCCUAGGACUAGAGCAGACAACACAACAAAUAAGUGUGAAAAAGAUAAACUAGUGACGGGAUAGGCUGGGGGAGGGGUGUCUGCAUUUACUACCGCCCUGAGGAGCUGUCCUUUAAACUGAGUCCUGCAGGCCCUGUGAAGAGCUGGGAAAACAUUCCAGGCAGAGGUGAGAAUGAAACACACGGAUGUGUGUAAUAAUGACAGCCCACACGUAGGGAACUGGAUGCCAGGCUCUUGCUCUCAGCAUAUUUGCUCAUUGAAUCUCCGCGUAACCCCAUGAAGAAGGUACUGUGAUUAUGCCCAUUUUACACGUGAGGAGACGGAGGCACAGAGAAGUAAUUUACACAAGUGAGUGGUGAGCUGGACACUGAGCCCAAGCAGUUUAGCUCUAGAGUCUGAGAUGCCUGACCCUACGCCGUGGUCCCUCUUGGUAGGGGGGAGGGGCCCAGCACUUUGGCACAAAGUAAUAAUACGUGCUAACAUUUAUUGAGCACUUACUGUGUCCCUUGUGCUGUGAUAAGCACUUUACAUGUAUCAACUCAUUUAAUAAGUGGUAGCUAUCAUUUAAAGUCAUUACUAUGAAUAAUUACAGCCUCUGACCUCAUUGUAUCACCUCUGAACAGACCAAAAGAAGUGGGGACAGUUGUGCCCACCCCGCCUGGCUGAAGGGUGCCGCAGAUGCCUGGAUCAGGAGGAGACUGUCUUCCUGUGGCUGCACAAGUGGGAGUUCCGUGGACUCUACAAGGUCCACAAAUGCAGGCACACCCUGAGGGGUGAUGGCCCAGCUACAAGGCCUGAUGCCCUUAGCCACUGGACCAAGGCGGAAGGCACUACCUUUCUGCGAGGAUUGCCAGCGGGGCAGCGGGGUCAGAAUCCCUCUGACCCUCCCAACCCCCAACACCCACUUACUGGGAAGAGGAGGAGAGUUUGAGGAACCAGGCAUCAGGGCUGGUGCACUGGAGCACAGACAGCUCCCACAGCCACCAGCAGAGGGCCAAGUUGUCCCAAAUCAGGGCUUCUGACGGAGCCAGCCGUGCCCCAGUGGAAAACAACAACAGGCGACCUGGCAGCUCUCAGCGUAGACAGCAAAGCUGCCAAGUCCCUUCCAGGCUUGCCGUGGCCAGGGCCGGAUUCCAGCUCAGCUAAGAAACGACUCCCAGGGUAGAGCAGAGGAUCCGAGACAGAGGAAAACACUCUGCAAGGCUCACGGUGCUUCAGCCUUGCUGACCCCCAGAUAAUGAAUUUUCCGAUGAAUGGUAGGAAGCCAUAGAGAUCCUUUCCCGAAAGACAGGACUUGAGCCGAAGUGGACUCUGCUGUGUGUGUUGGGCUGAGGGGGGUGGGGAGGGCAAGAGAGCAAGGGCCUCCGUCAACUCGCCGUAGAAUAUGGCAGAAGUGAUGCUGUGUGACAGCUUCUAAGGCUGGGUUACAGAAAGGGCAGGGCUGUUCCCCAUGGUCUCGGUCUCCUCUGCCCCUGCAGCCUCUUUUCCUCUUGGGGUGAUCACCCUUCAACGCAGCCACCAUGCUGUGAGGAAGCCCAAACUUGCCCACAGGGAGAGUCCCCCUGCCACUUCCUUAGAGGAACCAAGGCCCCCAGCCGCUGGGCAGCAUCGGGUGCCAGACAUAUGCGUGACUAAGCCUCCAGACAACCUCAGCCGACACUGAGUGGGGCAGAGACGAGCUGUCCCCGCCAAGCCCUGCCCAGAGACAGGUGUGUGAGCAGAAUAAAUGUGUGCUGUUGUAAGCCACUGCGUUUAGGGGUGGUUUGUGACGCAUUAGCUAGCCGGAAGAGUGGGCAUCCAAAAUGGUAAGCACGGUAUAAACUCAAACACAGGACCUGCCCGUGGGAUUAAAUGAGCCAUUUAUCAUGUAGUGAAAAAAGACACAGGAAAUGAAGGCAAAAAGGUAGACGUGGUUCCAGUCCAUCGCCCCUCCCCUCCUCCGUUAGUGUACCAUCAGCUCUUUUCCUGCUAAGGUCCAGUGUGUCUGGCCAGGCCUAGAUUUGGCCUCAGCAAACAAAGUUAGUGCAAACCAGUGAGUCCCAGAGACAGAAGGCAGUUGCUGUAGAAUCCCAGCCGGUCAUGGUUUGGGAGGUCAGCAGGCAGGGGAUGGUCGCUGGUAUCCUCAGAGCUUGCCCUUUAGGAGAGCAGCGUGGAGCAGUGCUUUCUCCCCAGGCCGGCAGGGACCUGGGCAGGUGGGGAUGUGGCCGCUUCAUCCCUCUCUCUGGCCUGGCCACAGCUGUCUGCAGUGUCCUGCAGGGAAUGCCUCAGGGCUCUUGGGUGCACAGCACCUGCCACCAGGCACUGGCCCAUCUGCCAGGGCUGCGGUGGCUGAGCAGGGCUGACAUCAACCUGCUCUCCGAAGGAGCCUAGGGCCGAGCCUGGGUCUGUUCGCAGAACAGGCCAUGGGUCCUUUCCGCAGCUGGGCGGGGGCCGACUCUGAGCCACCAGGGCUGGGCACCAGGAUGCCGAGGCUCACGGGAAACAGCCCAAGAAGAGUUGUGUCCACAAAUAACCAGGUCAGGGUCCAGCAUGUCAGUGUCCUCAGAGAACAUGCCGUGAGAGGUCAGGAUGGGUGGAGAUCAGGAAGCUUUAGGACAGGGUAGUUUAACACAUGGAUAAAGUGCGGUCGAGAUUCGGGAUGAGAGGGAUGGGAGGAAUGGAGGAGGGGGAUGUCCCAGGUCGGGGGAGCAUGGAAGUGAGGGGACAGUCAUCCGCACAGAGAGAGGCAGGAAACUGGUAGAGCAAAUUCCUAUGAAAACAAUGCCGGGCAUCGGGGCAGCCGACAGGUUGAAACAGCAGCCCGGAGGGCUGGGGAGUCCUCGAAGGCAGACCUUCCCAAUGCUGAGGGCCGUGGGACGUGCACGGCUGACCCACCUGUCCUUACCCGGGUCCCACGCCUGCCCAUAGGGAGGAUCCUCAGAGCCCAAGUCCUCAAAGCCUUUAGAAGACACCGCACCGAGCCCAGCUCAGGGGGAUACGGGGUGGGCCCAGAUGGCACAUGGUCCAGGAGUUGUCACCCAGCUCCCACCUGCUGCCCUGCCCACCUUUUAUGGAUUCUGACUUCACAGGACACUGUCCCCAGGGACCCCCGUGGUUCUCCCCUUCCAAGCUCACCUCAGUUACCUUGUCCCAGGCACAGCCUGGAUCAUCUCAGGAUGAUCCUUGAGUCCAGCUGCUGCAGGUGUUCCUGGACGCCAAAAGGGAUGGUGGGCGUCCACAUCCUGUGAUGGGGGCAUGGCACACAGAGGUUAGAGAGGGGGUGGUCCCCACACAAGCUGCCCCCAAAUCCCUCCUCCCACCUAGCCUAGUGUGGGGUCAUGGGGACACCAGAGGCCUAGGAGCCCCAAGACCCCUUUUUAAAAACUGAUUCUGCCACUGACUUGCUGUGUGAUCUCAAAAAGUUUAGUUAACCUAUCUGUGCCUUAUUCUCCUCAUCUGCAAAAUGGGUCUUACAAGAGCCACCCUAUCCCUCCUAGAAGAUAUGAGUGAUUAUGUAGACAAAAGUGCUUUGAAAGACAAUCAAGUACAGUACUGGACAGUAGACAUCAUAGUGAUGUAAUAAUAAAUAAGUUUCAACCAUAUGAAAUGGCCAGGUGUGUAGGUCAAAAAUGGUUGAAUAUAAGCGAUUUCAUAUCGUUCAGCCUAGUAUAUAGAACAUUUUUGUGUACCAGACACUCUUCUGAGUAUAUUGACACAUUUAAACCCCACAAUUUAAAUAUAAAUAUUUAAAUAGGGGGUAAAUAUUAUUGUCACUCCCAUUUUACAGACGAAGAAACUGAGGCCAGGGACUUCCCUGCGGUCCAGUGGUUAGGACUUGGUGCUCUCACUGCUGAGGGCCCAGGUUCAAUCCCUGGUCCGGGAACUAAGAUACCGCAAGCCAUGCAGCGUUGCCAAAAGAAAAAAAAAAAAAAAGGAAGAAAAGAAA
Molecule: messenger RNA, 6918 nt
Organism: Orcinus orca (killer whale)
Lineage: Eukaryota; Metazoa; Chordata; Mammalia; Artiodactyla; Delphinidae
Gene: DEXI
Product: Dexi homolog
Exons: 2
Coding region: 511-798 (95 amino acids)
Source: RefSeq, a predicted model, not a curated record